AUGUACAUGGCCAUGCUCGCGGGUGGCAUGAUGAUCAAAAAACUGGUCAAGAGAAGCUUCACGCGGCCUGAGGGACAGGGAGUCAAUUGUUUUGCUUUUCGCGUCAAGAGCAACAAGACUCUUCGUGACAAGUUAAAGGACGCAAUCAAUACAACUUCCCGUGACGAAGAAACCACGAAGCUUCUUUUGACCGAAUCAGUAAACUGCUUCAAGAUGAACAACCAGGUCGUGCGAAGUCUCGAGGGCACUGGCAAUCAUGUGAUGAAUUUUAUCUUGAAGUGGACCAUCAUCGUCAGCCUCAUCUUUGUGAAGUUUGGGUCAGUGGUACAGUGUGCAGUUAACGGCGAUGUUUUGGUGCGUAGUACAUUGCCAGGUGCAGGAAAACCUGCAAGAUUUAAUGUUGGUGGUGAUUUGAAUAUUAUGAGACUGGAAAAUACAAUGCAAACGGUCAUUGGAGUAGGUGGUAAGGAACAUGAUCUGAAUUUAUGGUCACUAGAGACUCAACAGGUGCUGUUUAAAGCAAAGAACGCACCACAUGAUAAGCUGAACAUGAGAGUACCAGUAUGGAUCAAAGACUUGCAAUUUCUAUCUGUGCCUGGCAACAGCAAUGGUCAUCGAGUUAUAGUAGGUACAGGCCACCGUCAUGUUAGGAUCUACGACUCUAAUACCAAGAGGCGACCAGUGCAGCAGCUCGAAAACUUUGGUGAGAAUCCAAUUCAAUCGCUGUGUGCAUCGCCCGAUGAGACGCGGGUGUAUAUCGGUGAUACAGCAGGAAACUUGGACAUUUUAGAUCUACGGACGCUCAAGCACAUGGGGCGAUGCACUGGCCCUGUCGGCUCCAUCCGCGACCUCGCAUGCCAUCCGACACUGCCGUACAUUGCGGCGGUCGGACUGGAUCGCAUGGUGCACGUGUUUGACGUAAAUACGCGAAAGUAUCGCCACACGAUCUAUGCUAAACAGCGUCUUAACAGCGUUUUAUUCUGCUCUGAUGGUCUCAAGGAUCUUCCAGUUGCUGAUGAUGAACCUGCACGGAAAAAACACAAGGCGGGCGACGACGAAAUUGACUUUGCUGAUGACGAUGAGGAGGAGGAAGAGGAGGAAGUAUAUGAAGGUCUUGAAAUUAGCGAAGACGAUGAUGACGAUAAUGACUACGAUGACGACGAGGACCCGGUAGAUGAUAGUGGCUGA
Peronospora belbahrii is the source of this 1188-nucleotide messenger RNA. The record is from the annotation of a GenBank genome assembly. NCBI's taxonomy places the organism in Eukaryota, Oomycota, Peronosporomycetes, Peronosporales, Peronosporaceae.